GCGGCGCGGCCACCGGGCACGCUCGCUCUGCGCCCGCCGCCCCGCGCCCGCCGCUGCCGCAGCCUCGCCCCGCGGCUCGGCAGCGCCCAGCGUCGGCGGGGCCGGGCGGGCUCGGGCGGCGCGAGGCGAGCUGCAGCCAAACGCUCCGCACGUCCAGCACCGGGGCCAGCCGAGCUGCGGGGCGCCCGGCGCAGGACUGGGCUGGGAAACUGUCGCUGGCCCGCGAGAGGAUUGCGGUGCGAAGCCAAGAUGCCACAGCGGAUCCCUGGCUCUGGGACCCCCUAAGGAGCGAGUAAGAAAAAGACCUGGGGCCGCCGGCGCCAGGCCUGCGACAGCCCCCAGCCAUGGAGCUGGCCGAUGACCUUCUCAACGGGAGCCGCUUCUCCCCGUCUCCGCUGGACGCUGACGGGUGGGUGGCGGCCACCAACGGCUCCAACCUGACGGAGCCCUACUACGACACGGCCAGCAACGCGGUCCUCACCUUCAUCUACUUCGUGGUCUGCAUCGUGGGCCUGUGCGGCAACACGCUGGUCAUCUACGUCAUCCUGCGCUACGCCAAGAUGAAGACCAUCACCAACAUCUACAUCCUCAACCUGGCCAUCGCCGACGAGCUCUUCAUGCUGGGGCUGCCCUUCCUGGCCAUGCAGGUGGCGCUGGUGCACUGGCCGUUCGGCAAGGCCAUCUGCCGCGUGGUCAUGACGGUGGACGGCAUCAACCAGUUCACCAGCAUCUUCUGCCUGACCGUCAUGAGCAUCGACCGCUACCUGGCCGUGGUGCACCCCAUCAAGUCCGCCAAGUGGAGGCGCCCGCGGACAGCCAAGAUGAUCAGCCUGGCCGUGUGGGGGGUGUCGCUGCUGGUCAUCCUGCCCAUCAUGAUCUACGCCGGGCUCCGGAGCAACCAGUGGGGGCGGAGCAGCUGCACCAUCAACUGGCCCGGGGAGUCGGGGGCCUGGUACACCGGCUUCAUCAUCUACGCCUUCAUCCUGGGCUUCCUGGUGCCCCUGGCCAUCAUCUGCCUCUGCUACCUGUUCAUCAUCAUCAAGGUCAAGUCGUCGGGCAUCCGGGUGGGCUCCUCCAAGAGGAAGAGGUCGGAGAAGAAGGUCACCCGCAUGGUGUCCAUCGUGGUGGCCGUCUUCAUGUUCUGCUGGCUCCCCUUCUACAUCUUCAACGUCUCCUCCGUGUCCGUGGUCAUCAGCCCCACGCCCGCCCUGAAGGGCAUGUUCGACUUCGUGGUCAUCCUCACCUACGCCAACAGCUGUGCCAACCCCAUCCUCUACGCCUUCUUGUCCGACAACUUCAAGAAGAGCUUCCAGAAUGUUCUCUGCUUGGUCAAGAUGAGCGGCCCGGACGACGGGGAGCGGAGCGACAGCAAGCAGGAGAAGUCCCGGCUGAACGAGACCACCGAGACGCAGAGGACCCUCCUCAACGGAGACCUCCAGACCGCGAUCUGAAGGGCCCGCGAAGAUCACAUCCCCAGAAGGCCAACCCUGGGGUUGGAGCGACCGGCCAGCCAGGAGGGCGCUGGCCUGGCCUUGCCUUGCCUGCGCCCGACCCGGGUUCGAUCCCCGGCACCCCCUCUGGUCCCCUGAGCACCGCCAGGAGUGACUCCUGAGUGCAGAGCUAGAAGUAAGUCCCGAGCUUAGGUGUGUGACCCAAACUCCUUCCCCCCAACUAAAGUCCAAGCUCUGCUAAACGGCUUGAGCUUCCCCCCCCCACCCCUGCAUCCUCCGCUUCUCCUCAUCACAGCCGGCUUCUAGAAUAGAGAAAGGGGGCCACUCCGCAGAGAAGGGGUCCGAUUCAGAGUGCAGCGCCUGAGUGAAGGCUGAUGGACGCCACCGUCAGCUCCUGCCUGGAUGCAAACAAUGGAAAUGCAGGUGGACCUUUCCAGAAGAGAGCCUGUCCGGCCAGGGGCCGCGGGGCCAGGUCGGAGGCACCCAGAAGGGACAGAGCUGUGUCCGUGUGCCCCUGUAUCUAAGAGUCCAUUUGCUGUCACGUGUUCUUACAGUUAUACUUGUAUAUACCCGUCUGGCCCCUGAGCGGCCAUUUCGUUUUCUGUGUUUCAGUCCACGAGUAAUAGAGUCCAGUGUGCGCGGGACACGUGGAGCGACUCCCACCCCAUGUCACCGUGGAAAUGAAACUCCCCACGAGGGAAAUAAAGUCAGAGUUCUGGGAUCGCUCUUAUCCUGGCAGUGUG
Molecule: messenger RNA, 2194 nt
Organism: Sorex araneus (European shrew)
Lineage: Eukaryota; Metazoa; Chordata; Mammalia; Eulipotyphla; Soricidae
Gene: SSTR2
Product: somatostatin receptor 2
Exons: 2
Coding region: 345-1451 (368 amino acids)
Biological process (GO): neuropeptide signaling pathway; cellular response to estradiol stimulus; cellular response to glucocorticoid stimulus
Cellular component (GO): membrane; neuron projection
Molecular function (GO): somatostatin receptor activity; neuropeptide binding
Source: RefSeq, a predicted model, not a curated record